AUGGAUAAAGAAAGCGCGGCCGCAUCGAUCGACCGAGUGGCGACCAGGAUUCCGCCGUUCUGGGCUCGCGAUCCCGAGCUGUGGUUCCGCCAGGUGGAGAGUCAAUUUGCGCUCUCGGGAAUCACAAACGACGAUACAAAAUUUCAUUACGUCACGGGCAACCUCGAUGCCCGAUACGCCGAGGACGUCCGCGAUAUAUUGGUCGAUCCACCCGAGACUGGAAAGUACCAGUUACUCAAAACGGAGCUCAUACGCCGGCUCGGGACCUCACAGGAGAAAAAGACACGGCAGUUACUCGAACAAGAGGAGAUGGGAGACCGAAAGCCGUCCCAGUUCCUUCGCCACCUGCGUGGGCUGGCGGGCACCGCCGUUCCGGACGAGUUGCUCAAAACCAUCUGGCUAGGGCGAAUGCCAGCGUCCAUGCGGGUCAUCCUGGUAACCCAGACGGAAGCCGGUUUGGAGAAGAUGGCCGAGCUCGCCGACGCCGUCAGCGACGCCUUGCCUGAAAGGCACCAGGUCGCGGCCGUAUCGACGGACUCGUUCGAGACGAUGCUCGAGCGAUUGACCGUCCAUAUCACCGCCAAAAUGGGGGAGUUGGCGAAUGGACUUCGCCAAGAGAUCGCGGCGGUAGAGGACCGCGUGUCGGCUCGCGGUAGCCGAUCGCGGGAGCGGCGUUCACCGUCCGGGCAGCGCGCGCGCAGCCGCGGUCGCGGCAAGGACGGCGUCUGCUGGUACCACUGGCGGUUUGGUGCUGACGCGACAAGAUGCGAACCGCCGUGCAACUUCCGCUCGGGAAACGAUCAGGGCGGUCACUAA
This is a messenger RNA of Trachymyrmex septentrionalis, 816 nucleotides long. RefSeq lists its product as uncharacterized. The record is from RefSeq and is a predicted model, not a curated record. Bases 1 to 816 code for a protein of 271 amino acids. The transcript has a single exon. NCBI's taxonomy places the organism in Eukaryota, Metazoa, Arthropoda, Insecta, Hymenoptera, Formicidae.